AAAUUCUUCCUUUCGUAAUCAACGUUCAUUCGUUAAUCCACUUCAAAAGUCGAAUUUGUCCAAUACUCAUCCAUCAGCAAAUCGCAAUCAACCAUCAAGUUCAAAUAAGACUGAGCAACAAAAUCGUUAUUUACAAAAGUCUUCUACAACAUCAUCAAAAUUUAAUUCAAAUUAUCCAUUUGGUCCAUGCAAAGUGUGUGGUUUAACAAAUCAUCGAUCGAUUGCAUGGUUUUAUCGUAAACAACUGGAUGGUUUAAUUGCGGCGGUCGUCAUGCCGUCCGUGAUUGGAAACACCCACCACAUUUUCAUUAGCUGGCCCGUCGAUCACUAA
Molecule: messenger RNA, 331 nt
Organism: Didymodactylos carnosus
Lineage: Eukaryota; Metazoa; Rotifera; Eurotatoria; Philodinida; Philodinidae
Source: the annotation of a GenBank genome assembly